UACAGGCACUGAAAAGAAUUUGGGACACAAAAGGCACGUAACAGAGCAUUUACUGGAGAAGCAAAUUGUGUGCGAUUAAACAUUUGUUUUAUUUUCAACAUUUCAUCGAAUAUAGAAUCUCGUCGCGAUGCUUACUGAGUCCACUACAGGGUGCAGUUAUGAGGAGUGCAGGGCCACAGCUGAUUGGCUGUUAGCUCGGGUUCCAGUGCGCCCUCUGGUGGGUAUCGUGUGUGGUUCAGGUCUCGGUGGACUGGCGGAUAUGCUGAAAGAUCAGCUGGUUAUCAACUACGAAGAUAUACCCAACUUCCCUCAAAGCACUGUGCACGGUCAUGCUGGAAAGUUGGUGUUUGGCACUCUUAAAGGGAAAGCAUGUGUUUGCAUGAAGGGACGGUUUCACCUCUAUGAAGGGUACCCCGUUCAAAAGACCACCUUGCCCAUCAGAGUGUUUAAACUAUUGGGUGUGGAGACCUUGAUCCUGACGAAUGCUGCGGGCGGACUGAACCAGGACUAUAAAGUGGGUGACAUCAUGGUUAUAAAGGAUCAUAUCAACAUUCCAGGUUUUGCUGGGAACAACCCAUUAGUGGGGCCAAAUGACGACAGAUUUGGCGUGCGGUUCCCAUGUAUGUCGGACGCGUAUGACCGUGGACUGCAGCAGCUCGCGCAUGAGGUCGCAGAAGAACUGGGUUACUCUGUGUACAUGCAUGAGGGUGUGUACAUUGUGAUUGGGGGGCCGUCCUUCGAAACCAUCGCUGAGUGCAAGAUGCUCCGCUUCCUCGGGGCUGACGCCGUGGGUAUGAGCACCGCUCAUGAGGUGAUUGUGGCCCGUCAUUGUGGAAUGAAGGUCCUCGCUCUGUCUCUGAUCACCAAUCAGGCGGUGAUGGAUUAUGACAGCGAGAAGAAAGCCAAUCAUGAGGAGGUUCUGCAGACAGGUGAACUGAGAGCCAAACAGCUGGAGAAACUGGUGUCCGAAAUGGUCCAUCGCAUUGACCACCAGAAUGAUGGCAAAGCCUGUUAGUGAACGCACCCCGUCAACAACCUCAAACAUCACCAACACACAUGCCAGUUAGAGGCCUUUAGUGUCAUGAAUGUUAAUCCUCGACUCUUUACUGUGCAGCCUUUUGCUUUUUAAUGUUUACAUUUCAGAGAGAAAGUGUUUUAUGGUCUUACACAACACUGAGGUAAAUGGAGAAGUGCUACUUUUUUCAUUGAUAUGGAAAUGAAGGUAAUAUCGUAAUUUUUAGUAUGUAUUUAUUUUCCAAAUGUGUAUUUAAAAAAAUAAGUUAAAGAUGUGGCAUAUAUUAUACUGUAUAAAUCAGAAGUAAUAAAUGGAAUUGGGAGGUUGUUGUUUUUCCCCCCUCAAGAAGUAAAUAAAUAGUUUGCUUAAUAUUUUUUUAACAAUAAGACAAAAUUCACGACUGUACUUAAGAAAAUAUUAACAACUAUUAAGAACACUAUUUAUAUAACCAAAUACAAUAUUUAAACUGCAGAACUGUGUUACUGAAUUUAUGUUGUACUAUUUAACAAUUCUGGGCUUAAACAAUAAUAUAUUUAUGUUGCCUAUGUAUGUAAAACAGUUUAAAACGUACGUUUUUUUAAAAUAGUGGUGGUGUGUUUGUUUUAUUAGUUGUUUGGAGAGGGACAUCUGAAUUACUGUUUUACUUUCACUUUUACUGACUGUGUUGCAUUAGACUAAAGCACUUCUAAUACAACGCUUUCCUCUGAAAAAUGCAUUUUAUUUUGUAAUUGCACUUUAAGCUCUGUGGUACAUAGUUGUUUUCAUGACAUUCUGCUUAAAUGCCAUAAUAAAUUUAAAAAAAGUUACUCCAACAGUUA
Myxocyprinus asiaticus (Chinese sucker) is the source of this 1833-nucleotide messenger RNA. Its product is annotated as purine nucleoside phosphorylase-like. Gene Ontology annotation, molecular function: purine-nucleoside phosphorylase activity. The coding region runs from base 128 to 1015 and encodes 295 amino acids. The record is from RefSeq and is a predicted model, not a curated record. Gene Ontology annotation, biological process: nucleoside metabolic process. Gene Ontology annotation, cellular component: cytoplasm. The transcript has 6 exons. NCBI's taxonomy places the organism in Eukaryota, Metazoa, Chordata, Actinopteri, Cypriniformes, Catostomidae.